AAAGAAAAGAACUAACGUGUCAUGUCAUAUCAGUUGAGAUCAACAUUGUUUCUACCUUUUAGUGUCAUGAUGACUCGAUGAAAAAGUCAAAAAUUGCUAAAAAAAAUAAACAAUGUCUAAAAUGAAAGAAUUAACCAAAUUCUUGGGUUUUUUUAUUAAAAAAAUAAUACAUUUUUUAUAAUUUUUUCAAAAUAAUAAAGACUUUACUGAAAAAAGAAAAACAAUAUAAAUUUUUAGAACUAUACUUAUUUAUUGAAUAAACUAAUGUUAUUUUGAUAAAUGAAAAUUUAAAAAACACUUUAAGGUCAAAACUCCAUAUAUGGGAUUAAUUUUUCAUCAUUGACUUCUUUACGAAAAAAGAAAAAUAUUAUUAAUUACUUGGCAUUUAUGGCCAAAUCCGGAUAUUUACUUCUUAAAUUUUAUUCAAGUCCCGAUAUUUAAUUCUCAAUUUCCACUAUAUCAUAAAUUCGGAAUAAACCCAACGAACAAACAUAUAAAAUCCAUAGAAAGCUCGUAGUAUUUGUAUUUGUUAAGUUGUAGUUUUCUAAAACCAAUACAUUCAUUCUCUUGAUUUUCAUUUGAAGCAUUGUGAAGGAUAGUUUUAAAACUAGGUUUUGUUUGGAUCACAAGACCAAAAACGAAGGAAACGCGCACAAAUUUGUGUGCCAUAAUUCAUAUAAACACAAACAAUAAUGGAGUCUAGUUAUUUUCGUGAUAUGACUCCAAUCCUUGCCGUUUUUCUUUUGUUUUUCUUGUUAUUUACUCCGGUUUUUCCAACGACAAAUUUAAAAGAUUUUAGACACAUAAACACAACCUUCCAACCAAAUAAGCAGUUGAGUAAAGCUACUAUGAAGACAAUUAAGAGCCCAGAUGGUGAUAUAAUAGAUUGUGUUUUGAUCCAUUUUCAACCGGCGUUUAAUAAUCCUAUGCUGAAAGUAACAAAGCCAUUGGAUCCACCAGAGAUACCAAAUGGGAAUAAGAAAGGGGGAAUGGAAAAAAAAGUUAAGCAGCUAUGGAGUUCAAAAGGUAAAUCAUGCCCACAUGGAACAAUUCCGAUAAGAAGGCAAACAGAAAGUGAGAUCUUGGCAUCCGAUUCCAUUUCCACAUUUAAGAAGACACUUAGCAGGAAGGACUUCAAUUAUUCUAAUGAUGGCCAUCAGCAUGCAGUUGCGUAUGUAACCGAUGGAGAAUUUUAUGGAGCAAAGGCAUCUUUAAAUGUAUGGGCUCCAAAUGUUACAAGGCCUUUUGAUUUUAGCCUUUCACAAAUUUGGGUUAUUGCAGAUGUUCCAACUCAUGGGUUGAGCACUUUGGAAGCUGGAUGGCAGGUUGCUCCAGCCAUGUACGGAAAUAAAUUGCCAAGAUUUUUUCUUUAUUGGACUAAUGACGGGUAUCGAUCUGGAUGCUACAAUUUGUUGUGUUCGGGGUUUGUACAAACGACUCAUGAGAUUUGUCUUGGAGCUACUUUUGAUGCAUUAUCAACGUAUAAUGGUACGCAGUACGAUUUCGACGUAUUAAUCUGGAAGGAUCCAAGACAUGGGAACUGGUGGUUGAGGGUGGGAACGAUUAUAGUUGGAUAUUGGCCUGUAGCUUUAUUCCCUGACUUUAGUAAACAUGCAACUGCGAUUGAAUAUGGUGGAGAGGUGUUUAAUGCUCAAAGCCCAGGUCAACAACCCACAUCAACCAUAAUGGGGAGUGGCCACUUUGCAACUGAAGGGUUUGGAAAAGCUUCAUUUGUUAGGAACAUGGAAAUUGUUGAUGAACACAAUGUGUUACAAUCAGUUGGAGAUGUGAAUUUGUUAACAGAAAAACCAAAUUGUUAUGAUAUUAAAAAUGGGUUUAAUAGUUUUUGGGGUUAUUAUAUAUUUUUUGGAGGGCCUGGAAAUAAUCCACAUUGUACCUAAGAGAAAAUGUUAGGUAAUAUGUUGGUUCAUUUGUUGAAUUUUCAUAUGAAAAUAU
Messenger RNA from Lactuca sativa (garden lettuce), 1956 nucleotides. RefSeq names its product protein neprosin. NCBI's taxonomy places the organism in Eukaryota, Viridiplantae, Streptophyta, Magnoliopsida, Asterales, Asteraceae. The record is from RefSeq and is a predicted model, not a curated record.